Messenger RNA from Malassezia vespertilionis, 1452 nucleotides. RefSeq lists its product as uncharacterized. Gene Ontology annotation, biological process: UDP-N-acetylglucosamine biosynthetic process. Gene Ontology annotation, molecular function: UDP-N-acetylglucosamine diphosphorylase activity. The coding region runs from base 1 to 1452 and encodes 483 amino acids. Lineage: Eukaryota; Fungi; Basidiomycota; Malasseziomycetes; Malasseziales; Malasseziaceae. The record is from RefSeq and is a predicted model, not a curated record. The transcript has a single exon.
AUGACCGACCUCGCCGCACUCCGCGCACGCUUUGCCGAGGCGGGCCAGGAACAAGUCUUUGCCUUCUGGGACACCUUGUCCGACGACGAUAAGAACGCACUUGUGGAGCAACUGAGCAUUGUAGACCCUGUGCGUUUAAACCGCAUCGUACAACAGGCGCUCGACGCCGACGAAGCUGCACGCAACGCUUCGGGCGUCGAUGUUGCGCCCCCGCCCGAGGACAUCGUUGUGUCCACGGUCAAUGACGAGGAUGCAGCACACCACUACACCAAAAUUGGACUGGAUGCGAUCGGUGCCGGGAGCGUCGGCGUGCUGCUCCUCGCCGGCGGCCAAGGCACAAGGCUUGGCUCGUCUGCCCCGAAAGGCUGCUUCGACAUCCAGCUCCCGAGCCACAAGAGCCUCUUCCAGCUCCAGGCCGAGCGGAUUCGCAAGCUGGAGCAGCUUGCGGCGGAGCACGCCGGAAAAAACAAGGUGGUGAUUCCGUGGUACGUCAUGACCUCUGGCCCCACCCGAGCGCCCACCGAGGCCUUUUUUGUCGAGCACCGCUACUUUGGCCUUGCGAAGGAAAAUGUGAUCUUUUUUGAGCAGGGUACGCUCCCGUGCAUCUCGAACGAGGGCAAGAUUAUGCUCGAUGCGCCCCACAAGAUUGCCACGGCGCCGGACGGCAAUGGCGGUGUGUACGCCGCGCUGCGCGCGCCGAUGCGCAAAGGAACGCAAGACACGGUCAUUUCCGAUCUUGAGAAGCGCGGGAUCAAGUACCUGCAUGCCUACGGAGUGGACAACUGUCUUGUGCGUGUGGGUGACCCCGUGUUUAUCGGCGUCUGUGUCGAAAAACAGGUGCCGACGGGCGUUAAGGUCGUGCAGAAAACGGAACCUGGGGAGGCUGUCGGCGUAGUGGCGCGCAAGAAUGGCAAGUUUAGCGUUGUGGAGUACUCUGAGAUCCCUACGGAGUUGAGCGAGGCCAAAGACGCCCAUGGCCAGCUGCUCUUGCGCGAUGCCAACAUUGCGAACCACUUUUACACCACCGAGUUUCUUGCCAAGCAGGUGCCGUCUUUCGAGCACGAGAUGGCUUACCACGUCGCGCGCAAGAAAAUACCUACUGUAGACCUCCGCACUGGCGAGCGGGUCAAGCCAGACACGCCAAACGGGAUCAAGAUGGAGCUAUUCAUCUUUGACGUGUUCCCUUUCUGCCCGAAACUCGCAAUCCACGAAGUGGCACGCCGCGAAGAGUUUAGCCCGCUCAAGAAUGCGAGUGGGUCAAAAUCGGACAAUUCGGAGACCUCGCGCAGAGACCUGCUUGCGCAGCAAGCGCGCUGGCUCGAAAAGAACGGCGCGAUCCUUGCCGAGGGCGCAGCGGUGGAGCUGAGCCCAUUGGUUACCUACGCGGGCGAAGGCCUGGACCUUGUCCACGGCCGCACGUUUGACAAGACCGAGAAUAUAGAAAAGCUUUAG